Messenger RNA from Auanema sp. JU1783, 582 nucleotides. The record is from the annotation of a GenBank genome assembly. Lineage: Eukaryota; Metazoa; Nematoda; Chromadorea; Rhabditida; Rhabditidae.
AUGUCAUCAGCUUUUAUUCCGGACAUUGAUAGUAAUACCAAAUCUCUUACUUCUUGUUUGGAAAUUAUUGAUAGUGUGCAGUUUUUUGAUAAUAAGCAAGCAACAGAGAUGAAGGAAAGAGCUGAGAAAAUUCAGACUCUCAUGGGAAAUAUUGAUGAGUUGAGGAAAAUCAUGGUAGAGCAUCAGUCGAGUGCAACUAAUAUGGAAAAUCAUGAUGUGUUCGUCGAUAAAGUAGCAAACUGUUCUGGCUCUGCAAAGAAGAUUGCUGAAGCCCAGUCUACACUUCGGCGUCUGAAGAAACCGGUGACAAGGCCGGAACUCGAUUCAGAUGAUGAGGAUGUGCAGGAGGAAGAAUUCAAUUAUGUGAAUAAAGAUCCAUUAACCAAAGGUCCAAUCACUAGGCCAGUUAAGAAUAAGAUAUGUGGUCAUGUCUAUGACGCAAAAACAAUCCUAGUGUAUAUCAAAGACUUGGAGAAAAAGAAAUUUUUGCGUCAAUGUCCUCAAAGUGGAUGUACUAACAGGAGAAACCUUGUCAUGGCUGAUAUGCAAGAUUUUCCCGAGUUCUUCAGUUUAUGCAAAUGA